Messenger RNA from Colletotrichum gloeosporioides, 294 nucleotides. RefSeq lists its product as uncharacterized. NCBI's taxonomy places the organism in Eukaryota, Fungi, Ascomycota, Sordariomycetes, Glomerellales, Glomerellaceae. The record is from RefSeq and is a predicted model, not a curated record. Gene Ontology annotation, biological process: regulation of DNA-templated transcription. The transcript has 2 exons. Gene Ontology annotation, molecular function: DNA-binding transcription factor activity, RNA polymerase II-specific; zinc ion binding. The coding region runs from base 1 to 294 and encodes 97 amino acids.
AUGUCUUCCACCGAUCCUUCCAAACGCACGAACAGCCUAGCCUGCGAGCGAUGUCGAGCACAGAAGUUACGAUGCGACUGGCCUGCCGCCGGGGUCGUAAAGGAGUUCAAUGCAGAAAGAAUCAUUCUCGUCGCGUUGGUCGCCCGCCGAGGUCGCGAGCAGGGAGGCCAGGGUCAGCUUCACUUCAUCUGGUUGAUCCGAGGGGAAUCUCGUUCAUCCCGCCGGCGCUAUGGCAAGAAUCGUGCGAUAGGCGAGGUUCAUGGGAAGAGAAUCACACAGGACUCACCCCAAUAG